Molecule: messenger RNA, 2985 nt
Organism: Psilocybe cubensis
Lineage: Eukaryota; Fungi; Basidiomycota; Agaricomycetes; Agaricales; Agrocybaceae
Exons: 7
Coding region: 1-2985 (994 amino acids)
Biological process (GO): protein deubiquitination
Cellular component (GO): nucleus; cytosol
Molecular function (GO): cysteine-type deubiquitinase activity; cysteine-type endopeptidase activity
Source: RefSeq, a predicted model, not a curated record
AUGGCAAGGUCGAAAUGGAUAUCCUUUGGUGCCCAGCAGUCUCUGGACCGCGCAGCAGCCAAAGCUGCUGCAGUUACUACCGCUUUACCACUGACAUCUUCAGCGGAUGCGAAGAAGUUUGGCCUGGAGAAUUUCGGCAACACUUGCUAUGCGAAUUCAGUUUUGCAAGCACUAUAUUUCUGCACUCCAUUUCGUGACCUCCUUCUGCAAGAUUUUGAAGCCUUGCAGACCCAGGAUAGUUCUGUGGCGACACCCCCGGGGACCAGUAAGCCUCCGUCUACAUCAUUCGCUCCCGUUCGACGGAAGCCCGAGCGCAAGGCUUCGACCUCCGGCCACAUAGCCGACCCUUCUGGAUCGACAUCCCAACAAGUCUCUGCCUAUCCUAUACCCUCUUCAUCUCCUACUCUCUUCUCUGCACUACAGUCACUCUUUCUCAACAUUUCCACGAACCCUGGCGACAAGGGCACAGUGUCGCCACGCGCCUUUAUCGACAAGUUGAAGGAACUUAAUGAUAUCUUCCGCUCAACUAUGCAUCAGGACGCGCAUGAAUUUCUGAAUUAUCUGCUUAAUAAGAUCGUUGAGGAGAUAGAGCAGGAGAAGAAACAGACGCAGGCGACCGCAAACGGGGAUGAUUGUUCGCGGACACCUCCUACCGUUUUAACCGCCGCUAGUUCUAGUUCCGGAACUCAUCCCCAAGACGCCACCCUCGUUCACAAGCUCUUUGAAGGCAUUCUUACGAGCGAAACACGCUGUCUGACCUGCGAAACUGUAUCAUCUCGGGACGAAUCAUUUCUUGACUUGUCCAUCGAUAUCGAGCAGAAUUCUAGUGUUACCGCAUGCCUCCGACAAUUCAGCGCAAGUGAGAUGCUAUGCCAAAGGAACAAAUUCUUUUGCGAUUCAUGUUGCGACCUGCAAGAAGCAGAGAAAAGGAUGAAAAUCAAGAAACUACCCAAUGUACUGGCACUGCAUUUAAAGCGCUUCAAAUACCAAGAAGAUGUUGGAAAAUACAUUAAGCUUGCUUACCGAGUUGCUUUCCCCUUUGAACUUCGAUUAUUUAACACUGUAGACGAUAUCGACGACGCCGACCGAUUGUAUAAUUUGUUUGCUAUUGUAGUUCAUAUCGGAAAUGGACCUCAUCACGGACAUUAUAUUUCUAUAAUCAAAACCGCAGGAACCUGGCUCGUCUUUGAUGACGACAAUGUAUAUUCAAUACCAGAAGGUGAUAUCCCAAAGUACUUUGGGGACUCCAACUCAGGUUCUGCGUAUGUACUUUAUUAUCAAGCGGAGGAUAUUGAUUUGGCUGGCCUUGGACUCCGCACACCUGAAACAACACUUCCACUAGAGGUACCCGCAAUUCCAUUGUCGCAGUCGCAAGAAUCACCUACUCAGUAUCGUCGAUCACCUCCUCUACCCCCUGGCCUCAGCACAGUACCCAUUUCCGACGGAGAUGCCGACGCCGUGCAAUCACCCCCUCCAAUUCCACCACCUAUGCCGAUCCCACCCACUCCAUCAGCUCCCCCGCCGGAAAAACCUUCAUUGACGCCAGUCGUCAUUUCGGACCCUCCAUCAACCGAUUCUUCUUCACUACCAGGGUCCUUACCCCCUGUGACCACAUCACCUAUGGCUUCCACUGGAUUUGGCAACAAACUACUCAACUCAAUCCGUCGGGCGCCGUCUAUAUCUACCUCACGUGGGACAAUCGGGAGCGCGACCAGCUCACCUGUACAUCCUGGCGAGACACGCCGCUCCGCCGCUGACAAGUCUCCAGGGCCAUCGACUUCGACUUUGUCGUUUGUAACGCCUCUAGAUAUCUCAACACAUGAGUUACCCCCACCUUUUCCACCUAAUGUGCUUAAUCAAUCUCAAUCUCCUAUGGAUACUACACCAAUAAUUAUACCUCAAGUUAAUGAACCGAAAGUGGAGCAGCAAAAAGUGAAGGAAAGGGAGAAAGAUAACGAGAAGGAGAAGGACAAAGAAAAAGAGAGAGAGAAACAAAAACCACCCCGCAAGUGGUUCAGACGACAAAGCGUCAAGACGGUGGAUAAGUCGGGGGUGGAUAACUCUCCAAUGCCUGACGUCCCGUCAACUCCUGUACAUCCUCAAGAAAAUUCCCAUUCAAAUUGGUUAAAACACCCUUCAUCUUCUGUUAACCCCUCUUCUCCCCGGCCACAACGACAGCCGUCUGAAAACGGAAGUUCUACGGUAUAUUCAGAGACUUCGACACUUUACCCCAACUCGUCAAAACUUGCACCAACGCUUGUUCCAUUAAGAAGACAAGAUCGAAUGAAUGGCCAUGACGAAUUUCACCCGCCUGCGUCAACUUCAUCCUCUCCAAGCUCAAAUUCGUUUUUGAGCCAAUUACAACCAUCUGUCACGGGUCAUACUACACGGCCGUCAACAUCAUCUACCACCACAUCAGGACCGCAGGAAUACUCAUCUUCACCUGUGCGUAAGCUGCCUGUUACUCCAUCUGAUCGGCCACGGGCCAGCGUCGAGCGAAAACGAAGCCUUGAUCUCAAUGCACUCUCUACGGCUGGUCCGGGUUCGAUUUCUGCAACAUUUACUCCCUCUCAGACUGCACAAUACAAAGACCGACCAGCGGUGCCACCACCUAGAUUCAACUCGCAUCGCGCUAAUGCGAGCAACGGCAAUAUCUUCGUCGCCGAACCAGAGAGUUUCGUGAAAGGCAAGUUCCGUUCCACGGAGUUUGAGGGCGGUUCUGCAAGCCCGACCGGACCUGGGUUCAAGCCAGCAACGCAGAAAUCGCUGCCGCCCGUGUCGCUGGCUUCCGCCGUGGGCGCUAAUAACAGCAUGAGUAGUACCAACUCGGCUAGUUCGAAUUUCAAACGUACGACGCGCAAGCUGAGUCUAACGGCGCCUAUGCUCGGGUUUGGGAAGCGGGAUAAAGACAAGGAGAAGGAACGAGAAAAGGAGAGGUUGCGCGAGAGGGACAGGGCGUCGCCGAACGGAAUGAACAGAGUUUGA